AUGGCUGGGAAGGUCGUUAAACAGUUGGCUGGUAGUGGAACUGGUCAGAGCCUUUCGGACUUGAUGACAGCAAUGAAGUAUACUUUAUCGGGCUCUGUAGUUGUUAAAAUCAUUUGCAAAGCUACAACAGAAGAAAUGUGUGCUCCUAAAAGAAAACAUUUGUCCUAUCUUGUACAAUGUACGUUUGAACCCCGCCUUUCAGUCCCGGAUUUCGCCAACCAACUCGUCAUCCGCACACAACAUAGCAACUUGGUUGUUGUAUUCAAAGCAUUGCUGACGAUACACCACUUAAUGCAGUUUGGGAACGAGAGAUUUUCACAAUACAUCGCUUCAAAUAACUGCCAUUUUUAUGUACCAAGUUUACAUGAUCGCAACAGUGUUCAGGCCCAUGGAAUUUCCUUGUUUCUACGACCAUAUGCAAAAUAUCUGGAUGAAAAAGCAGCUUCCUAUCGUGAAGUAGCCUUCGACUUCUGUCGUUUAAAACGCGGGAAAGAAGAUGGUGAUAUGCGAACAAUGCCUCAAGAUAAACUAAUGAAAACUUUACCAGUUAUUGAGAAACAAUUAGAUGCUCUACUUAUGUUCGAUGCUACACUUAAUGAAUUGUCCAAUUCACUUCUUCGAGUUGCUCAUUUAUCUCUUUAUCGAGAUUUAAUUCGUUUAUACGCUGUGUAUAAUGAGGGUAUGAUUAAUCUGAUUGGUCGAUAUUUCACUAUGUCCAAACGAGAUUGUCGGAUAUCAUUAGAGAUUUAUAAGAAUUUUCUAAAACGUAUGGAAUCUAUGAGUACAUUUGUAAGAGUUGCUGAGUCUGCCGAACCUGGAGGCACACCCUUAUCAAUUGAUUCAGAAAAUAAUCCUUUCAAGCCAGUCCCUCCAUCAGUUUUAGAAGCCCUUGAAGAACAUUUAACAUACUUAGAAGGUCAUAAACAAGUUGAAAAAAAAAUGACUAGUAAUAUAUCUCCAAAACCACAACCAACAACAAAUCCAUCAAUAUCCAAUUAUAAUAAUGAUGAUUUCGAAUCAUUGGAUUAUUCAACUGGAUCAGAUAAAUUUAUAUUAACUCCUACAGAACGUCAACGUAUUAUUGAAGAAGAACGUGCACGUUUAGAAUCAUUUGUAUCUACUGCAAGACAGCAUAAAUUUUCAGAUAAUCAUCAUGAUCAAAAUAAUAUAAAUAUGAAUGAUAUAAAUCAACAAAAUUAUUAUUCAAUGAAAUCCGAUAAUGAUCAUUUUCUUGAUUUAUUAUCAUUUGAUGAAUUAUCUCAAACAAAUGCUAAACAACAAUUCAAUGAUUCAUUGACAUCUAUUGAACAGAAUUCCAUAAUAACAUCUGAAAAGAAUCUACUUGAUUUCAAUGACGUUCCAACUAAUUCAUUACCAUUUGGGUCGAAUAGAAGUCCACCAUUACUUCUCUCUGCUCAGUCAACUUCACUCUAG
This is a messenger RNA of Schistosoma mattheei, 1434 nucleotides long. NCBI's taxonomy places the organism in Eukaryota, Metazoa, Platyhelminthes, Trematoda, Strigeidida, Schistosomatidae. The record is from the annotation of a GenBank genome assembly.